Messenger RNA from Fukomys damarensis (Damara mole-rat), 2015 nucleotides. RefSeq names its product transmembrane protein 14A (gene Tmem14a). Gene Ontology annotation, cellular component: mitochondrial membrane. The transcript is spliced from 7 exons. Gene Ontology annotation, biological process: regulation of heme biosynthetic process. Bases 534 to 833 code for a protein of 99 amino acids. Lineage: Eukaryota; Metazoa; Chordata; Mammalia; Rodentia; Bathyergidae. The record is from RefSeq and is a predicted model, not a curated record.
GCCGAGGCGACCGGGUGGCGGCAGCAGGGCCGGAAGGCAGGAUAGCUGCUGGGGCGUGGAGGAGGUGUCGGUGUACUUCGCGGGGCUCGGGGAAGAGCGUGCGCUCUCGUGGGGCCCAGUCGGCUCGGAACCAGGUCCUGCGAGACCCACACCCCUCCCUGUCUCCGUCCAUCCCUCCGUCCCUCCCUCCGUCCAGCUGGGUGCCGCGUGGGUCCCUGUCACCCCCGGGAAGACGAGUUCUUUGACAGCGACAUCUGGGCGCAGGGAAAGACACGGUAGAUGACGAGAGAGAGCCCUUUAUAAUUACUGGUGACCAGAGCUGGCAUAUCAGCAAAAGAGACUCGAAAGACCAUUUUUUUCAAUGUAAAGAGAUUGACUGUAUUGUAAAAAUGGACGCCAACACCUAAAGAUCAAGAGAAUUGGAAUUUGUCCUCUUUAAAAAUGAAGCCAGUGCAAAGAGGGGCUGGGGCUGCAGCUCAAGAGUAGAGCACUUGCAACAGUGUGCAGGAGGGGCCAGAACUGCUGCCUCACCCAUGGACCUGAUUGGUUUUGGUUAUGCAGCCCUUGUGAUGUUUGGAAGCGUUUUAGGGUAUAAGCGGAGAGGUGGCGUUCCAUCUCUGAUUGCUGGUCUCCUUGUUGGGUUUUUGGCUGGCUAUGGAGCUUACCGGGUAUCCAAUGACAAACGAGAUGUUAAACUGUCAUUGUUUACAGCUUUCUUCCUGGCCACCAUAAUGGGUGUGAGAUUUAAGAGAUCCAAGAAAAUCAUGCCAGCUGGGCUGGUUGCAGGCUUAAGCCUCUUGAUGAUCCUAAGACUUGUCCUCCUGCUUCUCUGAGCAUCCAGAGAAGCUGCACACUGAAGAUCUGUCAUUCUCCUGCAGUGAGCAGAGCAUAGCCUCUGUACCUUAAAAGAUAAAUUGCAAUACAGAAUGUUAAGUGUUUUAUGUUAGAAACAAAGGUAACACUAUCACCUCUAAUCUGAACAUGAAUUUGAGUUUUUUUAAUAGUGUUAAUCAUUUCUAAUUGUCAUGCACUGUUUUCAUUAAAGGUAUUUAAUAAACCAUGAUACAAUUUCAUCUGCUAUGUCUAAUACAUAUAUGUAUAUCUAUGUCUAUAUAUGUUAUAUUUUUGACAAUUUAAAUAUUCAUGACUCAAAUAAAUUAAACUGCAAAUUAUCAGAUGAAGUAAUUCCUUAUAUGAACCUCACAGAAUGCUAAUGUAGCCACUUGGUGCUUGUGUUAUAUUAGAAAUUUUAUUUUUUCCCAGUUUAAUUGUAUAUGCUGCCAGUUUUGUCUUUCUUUUAAGAAUUCCAUUCUCAGCACACUGCAUCCCAACAGGAUGUAUUCAAUAUUCAAAUAAAAGACAUUUUGUUUUAAACCUGUUUCUUUAAUUUUGGUGUCUUCUCUGUAUAUGCAGAUCGUCUCUGACAUGUAAAUGUUCAAUUAUUAAUGAAAGAAAUUAGGAAAGAGGAUUAUUGAAGGCAGGGGCAGAUAAUUUGUGUGUGUGUGUGUGUGUGUGUGUAUCUGGAAUAGUAAUAAUUCUAGGGAGAAAAUAUUUUGGCUCAAAUCACUUCAUUUUGAGGAAUAGUUACAACUUUUAGUGUGCCAGGCAGUUUUAGGCUCAAAAUGGACAUGAGUCUGAGACCCAUUCCAGCUCUCCCACUGGCACAUGUGUCCUUUGAAAGAUCAUUCCCUCUCUCAGGGACUCAGUUUCUCACCCGUAAGGAGGACUUUAAGAAAUUAUCAACAGGAUGCCAAGCAUGAUAGCAUAUGCCUAGAAUCCCAGCAGUUUGGAGUCUGGGGCAGGAGGAUCAUGACAAGUUUGAUUCCAGCCUGGACUACAUAGUUCAAACCCAGCAUGAGCUAUCUAGUGAGAUGCUAUCUUUAAAAAAUUCUAGUUUGAAAAAGGAAAAAGAAAAACUUCAUAGUGGUGCCAAAGAGAUUGUCACUAUAAGCCAAGCUGGGAGAUGAUGUCUGAUAGGAUGCUCUUUUUACUUAAAGCUGCCAAAAAUGACUGAG